Cladocopium goreaui is the source of this 1050-nucleotide messenger RNA. Lineage: Eukaryota; Dinophyceae; Suessiales; Symbiodiniaceae. The record is from the annotation of a GenBank genome assembly.
AUGCGGCCAGUCGAUAUUCGCAUUGAGUUUACUAUGCCGGCAGAGGAAAGCAGGACGGAUUUUCGUCACACGAUGUAUUUCCUGCAAGAUGAUACGUUGGGUGGCAUUGUGGCAGACAUGCUCUGGAAGAACAGCCUGCGCCGUCGUGCUGGCGAGGACGCAUCUGCUGCCGUGGCAUUGUCAGAGCCCACAGCCCUCGCGCUCUUGGCAUUCACGGCGUGCGGCGGCAAAAGUGACCAGCCGAACGAUCUUCAAAGUCAUCCUGCCACGUACCGCCUAUACAAGGUGCGUGCUCCUGACCUGGAUCUCGUGGCCAAAUUUCGCCACGUUCGCUUCGCAGAGUCGCCUCUCAGUGACUUUUGGGCCUUCUCUUCGUCCGAUUUCAUUGCGGGCGCGGCUGCUGUAAAGGCAUCGGUUGCUUUGGCAGAUUCACCAUUCGUUUCCUACGAGCACCACUUGCGGCAAUCUUUGCGCGACCUUUUGGCAGCCCGAAUCGAGGAGGCUAAGGAAGCGCUCUCCGCCUUUGCGUGUAGCCCUGCUGCACGAAGGAGAAUUUGCAGCAUUUGCAGUCUGAGAUGGACAAGCUUGGGGCGGAUGGAGGCCCUAGCAAGCGACAGCGAUUCGAGUGAUUUGGCAAUUGGCAGCCUUUUGCGGCAAGCAUUAGCUUUUUCCCCUGCCGAUGUGGUACCGGCCAAAGUGAAUUUUGAAGAAUGGGAAAGAAGUGUGAAGUCUAAAAGAAGGCAAGGGAUGACAAAAGUGAAAAGAGUGAGAAGAAGGACAAGGAGUUACCACGGCGUUUGCCACUUGACGCCUUCAGUACCCAGAUCGGAUGGCGCCCGACAGGGCGCAACCCAGGCCAAAUCAAGAGUUUCUUGGAGAGAUUCCCCAACGAAUUUCGCACUGCUGCAAUGGGAAAAGUUGUCCUACCAGAAAAGGAUGGCCUACCCUACACAUGACCAGACGGGACCCUGCCUUGCUCCUUCUUGCCAGAUGCUCAGAGCAUCAGUUUUCAUCCAAAACGGCUCGGCCAAAACCAUUCACAUCCUGUAA